Molecule: messenger RNA, 1866 nt
Organism: Physella acuta
Lineage: Eukaryota; Metazoa; Mollusca; Gastropoda; Physidae
Biological process (GO): embryonic pattern specification; establishment or maintenance of apical/basal cell polarity
Cellular component (GO): protein-containing complex
Molecular function (GO): RNA binding
Source: RefSeq, a predicted model, not a curated record
AUGACCAACCAGAGGAUGCCUUCUGAGGCGGAUACCAUGACAAACCAGAGGAUGCCUUCUGAGGCGGAUACCAUGACAAACCAGAGGAUGCCUUCUGAGGCGGAUACCAUGACAAACCAGAGGAUGCCUUCUGAGGCGGAUACCAUGACAAACCAGAGGAUGCCUUCUGAGGCGGAUACCAUGACCAACCAGAGGAUGCCUUCUGAGGCGGAUACCAUGACGACCAACCAGAGGAUGCCUUCUGAGGCGGAUACCAUGACCAACCAGAGGAUGCCUUCUGAGGCGGAUACCAUGACAAACCAGAGGAUGCCUUCUGAGGCGGAUACCAUGACCAACCAAAGGAUGCCUUCUGAGGCGGUUACCAUGACCACCAACCAGAGGAUGCUUUCUGAGGCGGUUACCAUGACGACCAACCAGAGGAUGCCUUCUGAGGCGGAUACCAUGACGACCAACCAGAGGAUGCCUUCUGAGGCGGAUACCAUGACGACCAACCAGAGGAUGCCUUCUGAGGCAGAUACCAUGACCACCAACCAGAGGAUGCCUUCUGAGGCAGAUACCAUGACGACCAACCAGAGGAUGCUUUCUGAGGCGGUUACCAUGACGACCAACCAGAGGAUGCCUUCUGAGGCGGAUACCAUGACGACCAACCAGAGGAUGCCUUCUGAGGCGGAUACCAUGACCAACCAGAGGAUGCCUUCUGAGGCGGUUACCAUGACAAACCAGAGGAUGCCUUCUGAGGCGGUUACCAUGACAAACCAGAGGAUGCCUUCUGAGGCGGAUACCAUGACAAACCAGAGGAUACCUUCUGAGGCGGAUACCAUGACCAACCAGAGGAUGCCUUCUGAGGCGGUUACCAUGACAAACCAGAGGAUGCCUUCUGAGGUGGAUACCAUGACAAACCAGAGGAUGCCUUCUGAGGCGGUUACCAUGACAAACCAGAGGAUACCUUCUGAGGCGGAUACCAUGACCAACCAGAGGAUGCCUUCUCAGGCGGAUACCAUGACGACCAACCAGAGGAUGCCUUCUGAGGCGGAUACCAUGACGACCAACCAGAGGAUGCCUUCUGAGGCGGAUACCAUGACGACCAACCAGAGGAUGCCUUCUGAGGCGGAUACCAUGACAAACCAGAGGAUGCCUUCUGAGGCGGAUACCAUGACGACCAACCAGAGGAUGCCUUCUGAGGCGGAUACCAUGACGACCAACCAGAGGAUGCCUUCUGAGGCGGAUACCAUGACAAACCAGAGGAUGCCUUCUGAGGCGGUUACCAUGACGACCAACCAGAGGAUGCCUUCUGAGGCGGAUACCAUGACAAACCAGAGGAUGCCUUCUCAGGCGGAUACCAUGACGACCAACCAGAGGAUGCCUUCUGAGGCGGAUACCAUGACAAACCAGAGGAUGCCUUCUGAGGCGGAUACCAUGACGACCAACCAGAGGAUGCCUUCUGAGGCGGAUACCAUGACCAACCAGAGGAUGCCUUCUGAGGCGGAUACCAUGACGACCAACCAGAGAAUGCCUUCUGAUGCGGAUACCAUGACAAACCAGAGGAUGCCUUCUGAGGCGGAUACCAUGACAAACCAGAGGAUGCCUUCUGAUGCGGAUACCAUGACAAACCAGAGGAUGCCUUCUGAGGCGGGUACUAUGUCUCCCAAACAGAUUCUUCUCACUCAGACGGGCAACCUGGCGACCAACCCCUCUUUAUUACCACGGUUCAGCAGGACAGAGUAUAUAUUUAAUGUGUACGACUGUUAUUUCUUGAUCACAGAAGUCUCAGCAUCAACUGAAGAAACGUACGACGGAAAUAUAAAUAUCAUUCAAUAUGACUUAAACAUGUUUGGGAAAUUAAAAGUUACACCAAGUAAGUUUUAA